Molecule: messenger RNA, 1805 nt
Organism: Physcomitrium patens
Lineage: Eukaryota; Viridiplantae; Streptophyta; Bryopsida; Funariales; Funariaceae
Product: patatin-like protein 5
Biological process (GO): lipid metabolic process
Molecular function (GO): monoacylglycerol lipase activity; glycerophospholipase activity
Source: RefSeq, a predicted model, not a curated record
GGGGAUGUUCCAGACUAGAAGAAAAAAAAAAACGGCACUGUAGCUGGUACACUUGGCCUUAGAUACAAGGCUGUGCUAUCUGAAAUCGAUGAGGGUGCCAGAGAUCUGUGAAUUCGGCAGAAGCAGAGAUCAAUACAGGUGCAGGUCUCAGUGCUCCGUGGACUGAAUAUUCAUUUCAGCUAUGGCGUCGUGUCGGAGGAUGUAGAUGAAGGUGGUAUUCUCCAAUUUUGUGCGCCACUAGAAAAGGCAGUCCUCAUGAUCAAGGAUAAUUAUUCAUUUCACAGACUUGUGAAUGAGUGUCUGGACGGUGGAGUUUGGUGCGUAGACCGGGUGAGCUAGAAAGAGGGAAGAAUUAUCUCAAAGUUGCAGAUGGAGCAUAAGGCAUCCGUAUCAACGCAGGAUGAUAGUGGUGUGCGAAUAGAUAAGAGUGCUCAGCAAAGUGACCGCGGUGAUUGCCAACCAAAGGGAGUUUUGGGAAGAAAGAAAUGCAUCCUGAGUCUUGAUGGCGGAGGCGUGCGUGGUCUCAUCGAGUGCGUGAUCCUUGAGCGUCUCGAAUUUCAUCUCCAGAAUUUAGAGGGACAGAAUGUCAGAAUAGCGGAUUAUUUUGAUGAGAUUGCUGGGACAAGCACGGGCGGACUCAUAGCCUGCAUACUCGUUGUGCCUGACCCUGUGACCAAGCGGCCGAAGCACACUGCUAAGGACGCGAUUAAUUUCUACCUGCAAAAUUCUCCCAAAAUCUUCCCGAAGAAAAGUGGAUUGCUUUCUAGUUUGAGGAGCCUGAUUACCAGGCUGACUGGUCCCAAGUACAAGUCUGCUCCUCUGGAAACGAUCCUCAAGGAAGUGGUUGGGGAUCUAAAGCUUACAGAGACCGUCAAGCCUAUCAUUAUUCCGUCGUACGACAUCAACUACCAAUCUUCAGUCUUGUUCUCCACAACACAGGCCAUAUCAAAGCAGAUUCCAGAUUGCUUUAUUCGUGACGUUUGCCGAGCAACCACGGCAGCGCCUACCUACUUCGCGCCCUAUUAUUAUACCUCCAUUACUGACGAGGGAGAGAGGAUAGAAUUCAAUCUGGUGGAUGGAGGAGUUGCUGCAAAUAACCCAGCCUUUAUUGCUGUGAGCGAGCUUCUCAAAACUCAAGCUGUACAAAACGAAGAAGAAAUGAAAUAUGAAGACCUCUUGGUUCUCUCCCUCGGCACUGGAAGAACUACGGUGAGCUAUGCUGCGAAGAACGCUGCCAAGUGGGGUACUCUUUCUUGGAUAUAUAACAAUGGAAACGUGCCGCUACUGGAUAUGCUCUUGUUGGCCUCACAAGACAUUGUAGAUUAUAAUAUGUCCAAUACCUUUUACGAGCAAUGUAGUCAUGACAAUUACCUGCGUAUUCAGACAGAAGAGCUUGAGGAGUCCCAAAUGCAAUUGGACAAUUCUUCUCAAUCCAACUUGCAAUCACUCAUAGCUACUGCGAGGAAGCUCUUGCAAUCCAAAGCGCAGAUGCGUAACAGAUUUGGCCAGUUUGUUCCAGACCCACGAUGGACAAUUUACGACGCAGCCCUCUCCCAGUUUGCGUCCUGGCUCGUGAGGGAGAGGAAUGCUCGAAAUCCACCACAAAGUUUGUAAUCAGUAGAAUACUGCAGAUUACGAUGUAUAGUAAUUUCACACGAAAUUUGCUCUCACCUAGAUUAGGGUGCUUGAUACAACAUAAGUGUCCAGAAACAGUUGUUGUAGUCAUCUAAGGUAUGGUUCGCUUUCUCCAUGUCUAUGCACCCCAUAGAAAUAAUAAGCCCAAAAAUUGUGUCCGGACUUUGAAA